AUGCCUCCAGGAUUCCAAAAUAUCCUCUUUGUGGUAUUUUUUGUUAUCUAUGUUUGUACAGUUAUUGGAAAUGUCUUGGUUAUAUUGAUAAUCUUCUUGGAUACUACUCUUCACAAGCCCAUGUAUUUCUUCCUAGCCAACCUAUCCCUCAUAGAAAUAUUUUAUUCUACAAGUGUGAGUCCAAAUAAUUUAAAGAAUUUUCUCAGUGAGGACAGAACUAUUUCCUUUGUGAGCUGCUUUACCCAAGCGUAUUUCUUCGUUGCGUUAGGGGUUUCAGAGUGUGUCCUCCUCUCUGCUAUGGCUUAUGACAGGUACAUUGCUAUAUGUCAGCCCUUGUUAUACUCGGUACGUAUGAAUCCUAAAUGCUGUUUACAGCUAGUUAUGUUCUCUUUGACUAUGGGGUUUCUAAAUUCGCUUAUACACACUGUUUCCAUAGCUACAUUACGCUUCUGCAAGGAUCGUAUAAUCCAAAAUUUUUUCUGUGAUUUUCCACAAAUUCUGAAACUUGCCUGCACGGAUGCUAAACUUCAUGAGUUAGCAUCAAAUUUAGUUGGAGGAUCUGUCAUACUUGGUAGCCUUAUUUUUACACUUGUUUCCUACAUUUGUAUUCUCAGAGCUGUGUUUAGCAUCCAAAGUUCACAUGGAAAACACAAAGCAUUUUCUACUUGUGGGUCUCAUCUUAUGGUGGUCACCAUUUUCUAUGGGACUAUCAUUCUAAAUUAUAUGAUACCUGUAUCAAUUUCUUAUAAUUUACAAAACAAAGUGAUCUCUGUAAUGUAUGGAGUUAUGACUCCUUUUAUUAAUCCCAUAAUCUACAGUUUUAGGAAUGCAGACUUUAUGAAAGCUAUUAACAAAAUAAUUGUUGAGAAAAAGAAAAGGAUCAUUUAA
This is a messenger RNA of Bufo gargarizans (Asiatic toad), 888 nucleotides long. RefSeq names its product olfactory receptor 5F1-like. Bases 1 to 888 code for a protein of 295 amino acids. Gene Ontology annotation, biological process: G protein-coupled receptor signaling pathway. Gene Ontology annotation, cellular component: membrane. The record is from RefSeq and is a predicted model, not a curated record. Lineage: Eukaryota; Metazoa; Chordata; Amphibia; Anura; Bufonidae. Gene Ontology annotation, molecular function: G protein-coupled receptor activity; olfactory receptor activity. The transcript has a single exon.